Molecule: messenger RNA, 639 nt
Organism: Pochonia chlamydosporia 170
Lineage: Eukaryota; Fungi; Ascomycota; Sordariomycetes; Hypocreales; Clavicipitaceae
Product: nitroreductase family protein
Exons: 2
Coding region: 1-639 (212 amino acids)
Biological process (GO): cellular response to oxidative stress
Source: RefSeq, a predicted model, not a curated record
AUGGGCUCUAUUGCAAAUAUUGGCGCGGAUCAGUGGCUCGCCGCCGCCAGUUACCGCCGCACCGUUUACCAGCUUAAGGGAACAAGCAGCGCCUCUGAUGAACGUGUCAGGGAGAUUAUUGAAAAGGUCCUCUCUUUCGCUCCAUCCUCAUACAAUACUCAACCCGUUCGUAUCACUUUAGUGACCGGGCCAAAACACAAACAGCUUUGGGAUAGCAUUAUCACGGCUGCCCAACCCGUGCUCAAGAGUAUUAGCGAGGAUGUAUGGAACGCCAUGAGCCCCAGAUUUGAAGGCUUUAAAGGUGCAUAUGGAUCUGUCGUCUUCUGGGAGUCACAAAAUACGAUUAAGGAAUCGGGCGAGACACAUAAGUCGGCCGCACACAUGUUUCCUGAAUUUUCCGACCAUGCCAACGGUAUGCACCAGAUUCUUGUAUGGACCGCUCUAGAGCUAGAAGGACUUGGCGCAAAUUUGCAGCAUCUCAACGCUAUACCACCAGUGGAAGCUGCUAUUAAGAAGUUUCUUGCUGUUCCCGACGAUUACAAGUUAAAGGCUCAUUUGAACUAUGGUGAUGAGGUUGCGGAACACCCUGAGCAACCUCAAAAGCUAUCCUUUAGCGAGACACUGAAAGUAGUUUCUUAA